Molecule: messenger RNA, 1851 nt
Organism: Macadamia integrifolia
Lineage: Eukaryota; Viridiplantae; Streptophyta; Magnoliopsida; Proteales; Proteaceae
Product: protein Brevis radix-like 2
Exons: 7
Coding region: 318-1430 (370 amino acids)
Source: RefSeq, a predicted model, not a curated record
UUUCUCACUCAUCACUCCUUCCGCUUAGCACUCACUCUUUCUGAAGGGGAAAAAAAUGCGGCUCAAGAGCUUGAGGCCCUGAGCCCUCUCGAUCCCCUUAAAAAUCGCCCAAAAUGAAGCCCUAGUUCCGCCAUUAGCGUUGGCACUCGAGAGUGCAUCAGAGGCUUUGAUCAACAUUUCACCUCAUUUCUACGAGUUAAUGGAGAUAAUUGGUUUCUCAGAGCUGGUUGGGCGUUGAUUCCAGCGGCUUGGAUCUAUAUUUCGCUCGCAUCAUCGAUUCCAGACAGAAAUCAGGUACAAUAGGAGUGUGAGAGAAAAUGCUGACAUGCGUCGCUUGUUCAAAGCAGCUCGGCGGCGGAUCGCUUCAUGAACCAGAAGGUGAGGAGGCCGUCGGUACACCGAGCACGAAGCAAGCCAUCAAAGCUCUCACCGCUCAGAUCAAGGACAUGGCAUUGAAGGCAUCCGGGGCGUAUCGCCACUGCAAGCCAUGUUCGGGAUCGACUGCACAUCAACAUCGUCCUAACUAUGCUGAGUCCGAGGCUGCAUCGGCAUCGGAGAGGUUUCACGGCUCUUACCGUCGAACGGGGACGUUUAGCUCGAGCUCUACGCCAAGGCUGUGGGGCAAAGAGAUGGAAGCGAGACUUAAGGGAUUAUCUAGCGGUGAAGGGACGCCUCCAUCGGUUAGCAGUCGAACUGAAUCAGUGGUGUUCAUGGAGGAAGAAGAGCCAAAGGAGUGGGUUGCGCAAGUUGAGCCUGGUGUUCUCAUCACAUUCCUUUCUCUGCCUCAAGGAGGCAACGAUCUCAAGCGGAUCCGCUUCAGCCGGGAGAUGUUUAAUAAAUGGCAAGCUCAGAGGUGGUGGGCUGAGAACUAUGACAAAGUCAUGGAGCUGUACAAUGUCCAGAGGUUCAAUCGCCAAGCUGUCCCACUGCCAACCCCACCAAGAUCUGAAGAUGAGAGUUCAAAGAUGGAAUCAGCUGAGGACAGUCCAAUGACACCUCCAUUGAGCAAAGAGCGCUUACCUCGCAACUUCCAGCGUCCGAUGGGAAUGGGCUACUCAUCAUCAGAUUCACUUGACCACCACCCAAUGCAAUCCCGUUAUUACCAUGAUUCAGGUGGCCUCACUUCUACACCAAAACUUUCUAGCAUCAGCGGGGCCAAGACUGAGACAUCAUCUAUGGAUGCUUCUAUAAGGACAAGCUCAUCAAGGGAGGGAGAUCGCUCUGGAGAGCUAUCUGUUAGUAAUGCUAGUGAUCAAGAGACAGAGUGGGUUGAACAGGAUGAGCCUGGUGUCUACAUUACGAUCAGAGCUUUGCCUGGUGGUACAAGGGAGCUCAGACGUGUCAGAUUCAGCCGUGAAAGGUUCAGGGAGAUGCACGCGAGGCUCUGGUGGGAAGAAAACAGAGCCAGAAUACAUGAGCAGUACUUGUGAUUUGAGGAAAAAUUAGCUCACGGUGGUGGUGGUGGUGGUUCAGACGCACCCCAACAGCGGCAUUAUGUGUCGCGGGCACACGCCAGCUUUGUCGUUUGGCUCGCUCUCUCCUGCAGUGCAUUCUAACUGCAUAUGAAUGUUAAUUGGAGGUUGUGCUUCUCUCUCCCUCUCUCUCUCUCUCUCUCUCUCUCUCUCUCUGGGUGAAAUUGUGGAUUAAGUGCAUGUAGAUGUUGCCAAAAGGGAUAUGAUUGGUGGGUAAAAUGGUAGUUAUAGAUAAAGGUUUCUGUUUAAGCUAAAGCAGCUCACAGUAAUAUACAAUUUCGCAUCUGUCAUUAGUGUAUCUCUUGUCUUAUUUUGGUUUAUCAUGCAUCUUUCUCAGGGUUGUAGUUCUUCCCCCGAGUAAAUGUGUUUUUCUUUUUCA